AAGCAUGUUGAUACACAAUACCUAUGUAAUAUUAUUUUAUUACCUUUUAUAUUUUUUUAUAUUAGGGUGUGGAAAUGUGGGAUAUUAGAGCAUUUUGUACGGCAACACCUAUCAGUGCGCAAUUUAUUUAGAUCGAUGGUGUGAGUGUCAAGUAUUUCUUUUGCGAUUGAUUAAUUUUUAUCGCUAAUUAUUUCAAGUACACAAAAUACUUAUUGUUUUAAUAAACUUAGUGCUUAAUAAAAAACGACAAAAUGGGUAACGAGAACUCUAUUCCUAUGGAACUAUGUUCAAACUCGCGUGUAAACUGCAUUGAUUUUAAGGUGGAGAACUUCGACGCGGACGAGAUCCGGCGGCUGGGCAAGCGGUUUCGCAAGCUGGACCUGGACAACUCCGGCGCGCUCUCCAUCGACGAGUUCAUGUCGCUGCCGGAGCUGCAGCAGAACCCGCUCGUGCAGCGCGUCAUCGACAUAUUCGACGCGGACGGCAACGGCGAGGUGGACUUCAAAGAGUUCAUUCAGGGCGUGUCGCAGUUCAGCGUGAAGGGCGACAAGCUGUCCAAGCUGCGGUUCGCUUUCCGCAUCUACGACAUGGACAACGACGGAUUCAUCUCCAACGGCGAGCUCUUCCAGGUGCUGAAGAUGAUGGUCGGCAACAACCUGAAGGACACGCAGCUGCAACAGAUAGUGGACAAGACGAUUUUGUUCGCCGACAAAGAUGAGGACGGCAAGAUCUCAUUCGAGGAGUUCUGUAACGUGGUGGGCAACACUGACAUACACAAGAAGAUGGUGGUGGACGUGUAGGCGCCGCGCAUGCGUCGUCCCGCCCCCUCCCUAGAUAGAUCACUAUUGCAAUUGCGUCUGCGCCGCGCCGCUCACCCGCCCGCCGGCCACGCGCCACACGCGUCCGUGUAUUUAUUAACAUAUAUCUAUUCCUUCAAGUAGUGCACGACACGGUACAGUAGGAGCACCUCUAUCGAACGUGAUCUCAUGCAAACUGACUUAUUUAGUAUCGGACGCGUGCGAGUGGUGUCGGCGCCGUACUCCUGCUCGCUGCUGCCUCGUCUCGUACAAUGUCAAUGUCUAGUGACAGUUCGCACCACAACAUCAAUUCUCGCGUAUUUUGUUUGGGACCGGUUUGGUUACAAAGUGCGAGUUGUGCCAGUUGACCUGGUUAUUGCAGUGGACUUGCUUUGCUGAAUUACUAUGCGACGGAUAUUUUGCAGUUUUGCCUAAUCGUAUCAUAAUGCGUUUUAUAGCUAUGCAAUAGCAAAUCAUAUUUAAAAAUGAAGCCGUGAUGUGAGUUCAUAUUAAACGCACUUAAUAUUAUGCAGUCAGCACGAACUGUUCACUGUCAGUUCGGCGCGGAGCUCGUACUGUGUGACCAAUCGUCAACGUCAUCAAUAUCCAAGCUCGUGGCAUAGUUUUAAACCUGAUUUACAUAACAGGCAUUUCUCAAGUUCGUCAGAGUGAGGUGGAGUGAGGUGGAGUGAAGCGGGUUGAGGUGGAGUGCAGGCGGCGGGAAUGCGGCGCGGAGCGGCGACGCUCCUCUUAUCAUAAUUCAUUAAAGUUUUAAACUCUAUUUAACUAUAAGAUUAUACAUUAUACUAUUAUAUAUUAUUGUAGUUAUACAUCAUCAAAUUUAGACUUUUAUCGUAGUCGAAUCAAAUGUAGAGUUUUUUUUAUAUUAAUAGUUUUUGUUGCAGUAAUUUUAGUUAUUUUUGUUAUUUAGUAUUUUAUCGUAACAUUUUAUUGUUCAAUGCAAAUCCACGUAGUCUGUGUGUGUCCGGGAGUGCCGGAGGGCUCGGCGCCUCCGCGCGGACCUCCACUCUCUACACUAGUCACAACCGACCGUUGUAGAGCUCUAUUACAUUGGACUAAAGUCACUGUCAACAUAACUGUUAGUAUGCAUAAUGCAUUAUGAAUAAUAUGAAUAUUUAGGUACACGUUCUGUGUUCAAAUUCUAAAGUAAAAAUUUAAUAAAAUCAGUAAAAUUAGGAUGUAAUCACACUAUUCGUAGUAAGUGGAGAGAACUUGCGCCGUCGCGCCGCAACCAUCCUACACCUAUUCGCGACACGCCAGAACCGAACCAAUACACCAGUGAACAUAGUUGUGCGACUACACCACAGCAUGACAUACAAACACCUAGUCGUACGACUACGCUGGUACAACCCCCAAGCAGUCGUGCGACUACAUCGGUAAGGUCGGUCGGUGGUCGUGCGACUGCGUCGGUAGACAUUCUCGAUAGCCUCCUGUUUCUCGGAUUUGUUGUCUGCGUAGUGUUUCUGUGAGGGUAGUUUCAUCGUAACAUUAUAUCCAGUGACAUAGUUGUAGCGACAGAACAGUCGAGUCGCGAAUACUUUACGAGUAACACUCAAUCGCCUUAUCCGAAUUUUAUACGAUAUAUGUAAUGUUACGUCGAUAGCUUGUUUGUGGUCUGUCCUUGUCUGUGUGGCGUCAAUUGUGAUCGCGAUGAUCAUCGUCGAUGUACCUCGUAGCACCCCCCCGCCCCUUUCACCCUCUCCCUCGUGUCUCCGCCAUCCCUUACUUCCUGUGUCUUCUGCUGUGGGAGCUGGAAACUUACUCAACACUACGCGCUGUGUAACUAUGUCGGAUAUUGUUAACAUAGAGUUUCCGAUCAUCACGUCCAGCAAUAGCGAGGAAUUCUCGCGCCUUGUUGCUGAAGACAAGAUGCACAAUCGUUAACGAUAAUAGAAAACAAACAAAUGUAGAUAUUUUAGCGAUAAGUGUAUCGUUAAGAUAUGUCAUUCCCGUGCAUUUUUUUCCUAUUAGCGUUAACGAUUGUUCAUAUGCAUCUUGUCUAUGGUGCAUGUAGCGCGUCAGUGUCAAUGCGUCGGGGACACAUUUAAGAGGUCGUUGAAGUGCUUUUCAGAGUCUGGGUUACUGACGCUUAGAACGCAUGAUGAUCGGAGUCUAUUUGUGAAACCCGUGUUGAGAGGUUUCCGGCAUCUCGCUACUAUCUAUUGCGCUUUAGGUUAUAUCUCUUCUGAGAGAGCACGUCGAAAGAUGCGAGAGACACUCGUCUUGUCGGUGUCUAGUCAGCAGUUCGAGGUGUUCUCACACGAUGGUACUCGCUGUGAUAAUGUCUACUAAACUGCAGUCGCGGUACACACCCAAACGUCUGAAACAUUCGAGUCGACAACGACUUAACACAAACGAAGCAUGAGCCUGAAGUGGACGUGACCGAACUCCGCACACAAUAACAAAACUAAUGCUUCCACCAUAUGUGAUUAAAGUGUGUCUAUCGAGAGGUUUAUAAAUCCUCGAUUCCAUGUGUCGAACCGUAUGUUUUAGUAGUGUAGGGUGUGUGCCGCGGAUGUCUCCCCCCAACCCACCCCCUCCUGUCCCGCAGGUAUUCGCCGCGCUGAAGUGACGUCGGCGGGUCCUGCUCCUUGCACUCCUCAUCCUUGAUGUUUGAACACGUGGCUCGUUAUAGAUUUUACAUAAAUAAAUUGUACAGAAUAUUUACGUACCUAUUUAAUAUAACUAUAUUUUGUGUUACCAUCGCCCGUCUCGUGUAAAGUAGGAAUGUUUAAAGAAACCUUGUGAGCCGAUCCGCUAACGUCGCGAUGGAUUCAUGGCGUACUUCGUCCCGCGCCGAGCGUCGUGCCGAGCAUCGCGCCGAGCGUCGCGCCGUGAUCUCUUUCCUGACGCGAGAAUGUGUACUGAGUGUGCAAAAGACUAUAUCGUCGUGCAUCCAUCGGCGUUGCGGUCGGUUGAAAUGUUAAAAAACAUUUUAAUUAAUUUAGUAUAAAGUAUUUUCUUGUCGUCGUGUGUUGUUUAUAUAAAGUUAGAUAACAAAUGUGCGCAAAGCGACGCGGCGCCGGCGCACUGAGGACGCUUGUAGAUGAUGAUAGAUCUCCUAUCCAACUUUUCUUAGUACGUAAUUGCGGGCCAGUAUACAGUGCUAGUACUUAUUUUCACUAUAAUAACACCACAAGUUCGGUAAAAUACCUACCUUUUGUAAGUUGAUAAAGAACAAUUCAAACGUCUACAAGCAUACGAAGUCUGCGCUUUCAUUAAAACCGGACGGUGGUCCGGAUACAAGACCAGCUGUUUGAAGCCACGCCUCAGUCCGUGCGCCGGCGAUGGCGCCGCGCCGCGUUGUUGAUAGUGUUAUGAAUAUUUAAUGCGAAUAACUUCGGACGAGUACGAAUGUGUAUCGUUCACAGCUUUAACAAAUUGUGUGGUUAAUUAGCAAUAUGAUUCUGAAGCCUUAUUCGGGGACCGACGGUGCGCUGCGCGUCUUCCAGAUCUGCCUUCCGACAUACUGUCCGUUCCACAGUACAGUGUUGUUUUGUUGCUGUCUAAAAUAUAUCAUAGCAGUAACUUAAAAAAUACAUAACAUAAUUCACCGCUUUGACGAAUCUUGAUGGUGAUACUCAAAGUUCUGUGGGAUUGGACACUGCGACAUAUGGCAGUGAGACGAAGGCGGUGCAGCGUGCCGGCCGUGCCGGGUGAACUAUGCUAUGAUACUAUAUUAUACUAUACUUAAGCUACAAUUAUGAGGUAUAGUACGAGUACACAAUGUAAGGUCGGUGUCGUGUCGUCUGCUCAUCCAUCGGUAGGUAGCGUGUCUUAUUAACUCUACUCUUGAGUGGAACUGAGGAGUUUUAUUAAAUUUUCAAAUUUCGAUCGCA
Molecule: messenger RNA, 4657 nt
Organism: Manduca sexta (tobacco hornworm)
Lineage: Eukaryota; Metazoa; Arthropoda; Insecta; Lepidoptera; Sphingidae
Gene: CanB
Product: calcineurin subunit B type 2
Exons: 6
Coding region: 252-800 (182 amino acids)
Molecular function (GO): calcium ion binding; calcium-dependent protein serine/threonine phosphatase regulator activity
Source: RefSeq, a predicted model, not a curated record